AUGUCUACCCUCAAACCCCUCACCCUCUGGGGCGCCGGCGGGCCCAACCCGCCCAAAGUAGCCAUGACACUCAACCUCCUCUCCCUCCCCUACACCAAAAUCCCAAUCCCACUCUCCGAAGUCAAGAACCCCAAAUACACCUCCCUCAUCAACCCCAACGGCCGGGUGCCUGCGAUCCAAGACCCCAACACCGACACGGUGCUGUGGGAGAGCGGUGCGAUCGUGGAGUAUUUGGUCGAGACGUAUGAUAAGGAAAGGAAGAUCAGCUUUGAGAGGGGGACGAAAGAGGCUUGGGAGGCGAAGCAGUGGGUGUUUUUUCAGGUUAGCGGGCAGGGGCCAUACUACGGCCAAGCCUCCUGGUUCAAGACCUUUCACGCAGAAAAGCUUCCCAGCGCGAUUGAGCGCUACGUGAAGGAGAUCAACCGCGUGACGGGCGUCUUGGAUACACAUCUCUCCAAGCAGAACGACAAGUAUGGCAAAGCCGGGAAUGGGCCAUGGCUCGUAGGCGACAAGCUCUCCUACGCGGACGUUUCGUUCGUCAUGUGGCAGUAUCUCGUCACCGAGCUGCCGGGCUUCAAGGGAGAUGUGAACAUGGACGAGUAUCCGUUCGCGAAGGAUUGGCUGGGGAGGUUGUUGGAGGUUGAGGGGAUGAAGAGUGUUAUUGAGAGUUCGAUGGCGGCGAUGCACCAGACGAGUGAGUGGCAGGGUAUUGAUAAGUAUUUGCCAUGA
Messenger RNA from Zasmidium cellare ATCC 36951, 729 nucleotides. RefSeq lists its product as uncharacterized. Lineage: Eukaryota; Fungi; Ascomycota; Dothideomycetes; Mycosphaerellales; Mycosphaerellaceae. The transcript has 2 exons. The record is from RefSeq and is a predicted model, not a curated record. Bases 1 to 729 code for a protein of 242 amino acids.